CUUCUUCAAGCACCUUGUCCGUCAUCUUCUGUUCAUCAACCACAGCGAGUCAUCAACAACUGCCACAAUGUCUGUCACCAAUCUGCUCUGCAACAAACUGGGCUUCCCAUGCCACCACAUCGCAAUAUCAACGGGGAAUUCGACGACAGAUGGCCAGUUUCUGGUCGGAGUCGAGGCUUGGGCGAAGACUCAGGAGCUUCUCGUGUACCUCUCCUGCGGAACAUUUAUCAAUGUCUGGAGGUGCGCAAGAGGGUCCCAUGGAACACGGAACGUGGAUACGACUCCUGUAUGCUUGGUCGACGUCUCUGCCGUUCGAGAGCGGAUUGGCGGGAUAAGGAGGCACGUUGCAUGAGAAGCGAAGUCGACAACCAUACGCAACGAAACUCUUCCGGCGAUAUCAGGGUGGGAAAUGUUCGCAAAAGCACGUGUUCGCAGGGUGAGAGCCAGUUCGCCAACUAGAAGGAAACAAUUUCGCAUCGCACUAACAGUGAAUAAAAGCC
This is a messenger RNA of Zymoseptoria tritici IPO323, 500 nucleotides long. RefSeq lists its product as uncharacterized. The transcript has a single exon. Bases 68 to 352 code for a protein of 94 amino acids. The record is from RefSeq and is a predicted model, not a curated record. NCBI's taxonomy places the organism in Eukaryota, Fungi, Ascomycota, Dothideomycetes, Mycosphaerellales, Mycosphaerellaceae.